This is a messenger RNA of Miniopterus natalensis, 967 nucleotides long. The record is from RefSeq and is a predicted model, not a curated record. Lineage: Eukaryota; Metazoa; Chordata; Mammalia; Chiroptera; Miniopteridae.
CAAUAUACCCUCCCCUACCAAAAUGAAACGGCAAAAUAAGAGCUCUGUGGUUGAAUUCACCCUCUUGGGCUUUUCAAACUUUCCUGAACUCCAAGAGCAGCUCUUUGGGGUUUUCUUGAUUAUUUAUCUGGCGACCCUGAUGGGAAAUGUCAUUAUCAUUGUCCUCAUCUCCCUGGAACAGAGCCUCCACGUUCCCAUGUACCUGUUCCUCCUGAACCUGUCUGUGGUGGAAGUGAGUUUCAGUGCGGUCAUCAUGCCGCAAAUGCUGUUGGUUCUCUCCACUGAGAAAACGACAAUUACUUUUUCAGGCUGCUUUGCACAGAUGUAUUUCCUUCUUCUUUUUGGUGGGACGGAAUGCUUCCUCCUGGGAGCCAUGGCUUAUGACAGAUUUGUUGCAAUCUGCCAUCCUCUGAGCUACCCAAUGAUUAUGAACAAAAGGGUUUUCAUGAAAUUGGUCAUCUUCUCAUGGGUCUCAGGGAUCAUGGUGGCUACCGUGCAGGCUACAUGGGUUUUUAGUUUUCCCUUUUGUGGCCCCAGUGAAAUCAAUCACCUCUUCUGUGAAACUCCCCCAGUGCUAGAGCUUGCAUGUGCUGACACCUUCUUGUUUGAAGUCUAUGCAUUCGCUGGCACCGUUUUGAUUGUCAUGGUUCCUUUCGUGUUGAUUCUCUCGUCUUACGUUCGCAUUCUCUUUGCCAUCCUGAAGAUGCCAUCGACCGCCGGGAGGCAAAAGGCCUUUUCCACCUGUGCCUCCCACCUCACAUCUGUGACCCUCUUCUAUGGAACAGCCAGUAUGACUUAUUUACAGCCCAAAUCUGGCUACUCCCCAGAGACCAAGAAACUGAUGCCACUGUCUUACUCACUCCUGACGCCUCUGCUGAAUCCACUGAUCUACAGCUUGCGCAACAGUGAGAUGAAAAGAGCUUUGAUGAAGUUAUGGCGAAGAAAAGUAGGUUUGCACACAUUCUGA